This is a messenger RNA of Dalotia coriaria, 1782 nucleotides long. RefSeq lists its product as uncharacterized. Lineage: Eukaryota; Metazoa; Arthropoda; Insecta; Coleoptera; Staphylinidae. The record is from RefSeq and is a predicted model, not a curated record. The transcript has 3 exons. Gene Ontology annotation, biological process: triglyceride biosynthetic process. Gene Ontology annotation, cellular component: plasma membrane. The coding region runs from base 61 to 1722 and encodes 553 amino acids.
GCAUAAAAGCCGGCGCAAUCAGGAACUGAGCGCAUUUUUCAAUGUUUUAAACUUUCAAACAUGUUUAAACUUGUGCGCCUACUGAAAUCUUUGCUGCAAAGUGUUCAAAUAUUUGUAAUAUUCCAUUAUGCUAUUGUCAAACGUACCAUUUCAAAUAACUAUGGAACAAAACAUCCAAUACUGAUAGAUAUUGUUACGUCAGUUAUAACAAUUUAUUUUUUGUUAUUCUCGAUAAUAUUGCUAUCAGUAUGCGGAUGUUACAAAAUCUUAGUUUAUAUUUACCUGUUGUUAAGACACGGAAAACUUCUGAAUGGUAUGAUUGCCGGAAUGGAUAUGCUCACAAUUUUGGCACCUGGUUGCGAUGGUUCAGUCCAUGGGCUCACAAGAUGUUCCACCAAUAAACCCUAUGAUGCAAGAGAAAUUUACAAUCAACUUUGCACUCAAAUAAACAAAAAGUUUUAUCAAAACCAAGUUGAUGGAAAGUUUUUCUCUACUAGAGAGUACACCAUUUUGGGUUAUCACUACUUCAAAGAAACAUUCGGAGUAGAAGUUGAAGACAUUGUUAAAUAUAUAAACGCACCUGAUCGAGAAGUAACUGAUUCCAUCACUGAAGAUGAAUUGAUGCAACUAGCAAAAACCUACUUCAAUUCAAAUCUCCCUGUGAAUAACAAAUUCAACUGGGAUAUCUGCCUAUGUCUCAAUCCGAUUGCUUCUGAAAACAAAACAAAUGAUGAUGAUAAAACUAAUUUUGUAAUAUUUACAAGAAUGCAUCACACUUUGGGAGAUGGUCUUGUCAUUUACAACGUCUUAGUAAACAAUCUCUUCCAAUUUGGACCUGAAUUCAAAACAUACUCAGAAAAUCUUGUCAAUAAAUGUAAAAACUUAGAAAAGAAGAAAGCCGGCACACAUGUAUACAAAUACGGACACAAAAUACUCAUAGACAAACCAUGCAUUCUACGAGAUGGUCAACGCCAUGUUAAAACCAUGUUUACUAACAUAGUUGAACAACCAUCUUCAAUGACCUAUUUAGACAAAAUAAAACUUAUCAGGCAAAAAUAUCCUGGAGUGAUGACAUUCAACAUUUUCAUGACGGCAUACUCAGCAUCUUUAGCUGAUUACUAUAUAAAAUAUUCUAAACCAAAAGAUAUCCCAGAAAACAUGGAAACAACACAUCCUGUACAACUAGACAUUCGAAGAUAUUUAGACAUAUACUCAUGUGCAGACAAGAUUAAGUUAUCUAAUGAAGUAGCUAGUUUUCAGUUUACUUGUCCAAUCGUCCCCAGAUCUAAGAAAGAUGUUCCAAUUGAAGAUUACCUAAUUGACAGGAUGUUGACAAUAAAAGAUGACUUUGAUAGAGCUAUGAAUUCCAUGGAUAUUCAAGCGAGUUACAUCUGGACCGCGGUGUAUUUUGCUGUCUUUCCUUAUUGGAUCACAAGGAAUCUGUUUGAAGGAGUGUUUAUAACAUCACUGACAACUUGCAUGCCUGGCGGACCCAAACUAAAGUUAUUCAACAACGACAGCGUAGAUCACAUAUCAUACUUCCUACCAAAACAAUACUACAGUACCCUGGUGUUAGCAAUAAACACUUACAAUCAUCUGCUUCAAAUCGGAAUGACGGCAAACGAAGAAAAGGUUGAGACGCUCACAAAACUAAACGAAAUACGUGAUGGAAUCUUUAAAUAUUUAGAUCUACUCUACGCACAAUGUGUUAAAUUGGAUUAGUAAUAAGAACACACACAAUACAUUGUCUUUAUCUUCAAUAUAAUUUUUUAUAAACGGUUA